AAUCACAAGCGCUCCAUCAGGCAGGCUUUUGGUCGGUCCAAGGUUUCUUCCCUAUUUUUAUCAGUCGUCUAUAAUCGAUCUGUAAUCUAUCUUGGGACCGACUGUAACUACUUUGUGGCUUACGUGUCCUUCUGAUUUUGUUACACACUCACAUCCUCAGACCCUUCAGUAUGGCCCGUGUUUUCGUAUAUGGAACGUUAAAGAAGGGCCAGCCCAACAACUACCGCAUGUUUGACACCUCCAACGGCAAAACAGAAUUCCUCGGCACCGCAAAGACUGUCGAAAAAUUCCCCCUUGUCAUCGCCGGCAUCUACAACGUCCCUUACCUUCUUAACAUUCCAGGCCAGGGCAAUCAAAUUCACGGAGAGAUCUACAAGGUAGAUGAGAAGAUGUUGGAGUUCUUGGAUGAUUUUGAGGGCGUUCCUACUCACUAUCAGAGGACACUGAAUAAGUUGGAAGUGAAGGAGUGGGUUGCAGGUGCGGAUGGGGAGACACUGGAGCCCGGAAGUAUAACAGAAGCCUACCUCUAUAGCACCAAGACAUACAAGCCGGAAUGGACCAAAUUACCUACUUAUGACAACUACGACUCCUAUGGGGACCAUGGACUGAAGUAUGUUGAAAGAGAAGCACGAGAUUAAUAGAAAAAAAUAUGUAAUCAAUUUUUUUUUAAUAGAUGAUUUCAUGAAAAGGUCAAUAUUUGUGUUACAAAAUACAGUUCUGGGUCAAAUACUUGAAACUAUUUUUCUAUAAAUGUGAAUUUCAUUUUGGCUUCUUCUUUUCAGGGCUAUCCCAGCAAAUAGUCUUCCUGCUUACGUGGACUGAAAACCAAUAGGUAUAGGAUUUAUAUCAGGUGCCUUUCCCGACUCUACACACAUUUAUCCAUGCUUUGAGCUGGAGCACACUCCACUAUGGCUGAAUUGUUUUGGUCCAGACUAAAUUACCUUAAUAUAGAGAUAAUAUAGAGUUAUCUUAUAUUUAUAUACACACACAUACUGUAAUUAAUUCCACAUGAUUUACUUUCAAUGGACAAUACAUAUAAAUCCUAGUUCAGAAAAUAAACUAGAAUAUGUGAAUUUGUAAAUUAAAGAUGCACUAUGUGAUUUUUUUGACUGUGCAACUUUAAUGCUUUGGUACUGUCUUAACGCAACUAUGUGGGAUCAAAUAUCUUUACCUCACUUUGUCUAAUCAAUGACAAUUCACAUGCAAUAAAAAAGUACUGAUCAAAACAUAA
Boleophthalmus pectinirostris (great blue-spotted mudskipper) is the source of this 1231-nucleotide messenger RNA. RefSeq names its product gamma-glutamylaminecyclotransferase. Gene Ontology annotation, molecular function: gamma-glutamylaminecyclotransferase activity. NCBI's taxonomy places the organism in Eukaryota, Metazoa, Chordata, Actinopteri, Gobiiformes, Gobiidae. Bases 171 to 638 code for a protein of 155 amino acids. The record is from RefSeq and is a predicted model, not a curated record. The transcript has 2 exons.